AUGGCUGUUGAUGCUGCCUCCAGUUUUAGUUACUGCAGACCUGCAGUGGAGUACAGGGCCCUCCCGGAAGACUUCAAACAGCUGUUGACUCGACGCACAGGUGGAAACCUCACCUGGCAUGACGGACGGGGCAAAGCAGGAAACAGACCAGUGAAGCUCCUGCAGCAGCCGGGGACAGAGGCCCGCCAGUACCACACCAGUGAUAAUUAUGGGAUAUACAACACAAGCCCGACACAGCCCAGCUUGAUGCGACCCGUGGUGCUUUGGACACAGCAGGACGUUUGCAAAUGGCUGAAGAAACAUUGUCCUCACAACUACCUGACUUAUGUGGAGGCAUUCUCCCAACACGCUAUCACAGGCCGCGCUCUGCUGCGUCUGAACGGGGAGAAGCUGCAGAGGAUGGGGCUGGUGCAGGAGACCCUCAGACAGGAGCUACUACAGCAGGUGCUUCAGCUGCAGGUGCAAGAGGAGGGACGCAACCUGCAGCUUCUCAGCAGAAGUGUGUACAGCUACAACAGUCAUGUGGUUCUCAUCAAACAGCACUGA
Molecule: messenger RNA, 546 nt
Organism: Knipowitschia caucasica
Lineage: Eukaryota; Metazoa; Chordata; Actinopteri; Gobiiformes; Gobiidae
Source: the annotation of a GenBank genome assembly